Aspergillus welwitschiae is the source of this 584-nucleotide messenger RNA. RefSeq lists its product as uncharacterized. The record is from RefSeq and is a predicted model, not a curated record. The transcript is spliced from 2 exons. Lineage: Eukaryota; Fungi; Ascomycota; Eurotiomycetes; Eurotiales; Aspergillaceae. Bases 190 to 513 code for a protein of 107 amino acids.
CUGCAGGAUUGUAAGUAAGUAAGUAAGCACGGAAAUGGGCUGACAGGCUUUCCAAAGUCUCCCAGUCCGUUGCAACUCGUGAUGGGGGUGGCUGACCGUGCAUCCUGUCAAUACGAAGAAAGAGAUUGAGGAAGACCGUGCAGAGUAAGACACUCAACCCAAACCGAUAACUAGACUAUCGCCUACCGCAUGAAGUUAUCUAAGAAAGAAGGUGACCAUGGAUCUCCAAUCCAGCCCAGCCUUUUCCCUGUGCGAUUCCAUCCACGAUCCCUGGCUGGCUCAUCGGCCAAUCCGAUCGCCGCUCCACUGAUCCAUCCACGGAUCCAAUCCCCGAUCCAUCUCCCAGGGACUGCAACAUCCACUCGCGCGAUCGGCCUUCCUUCGCAGUCUUCGCCUUUUGCGCUACACUUUUUUUGCGAUCGAGGAUAUCGCAUACAGACGAUACCCGUAGGGAUUGACUGUCCGUCGCAGAUAAGCCAUCACGUUAUCAUUACAUCCGGUCUCAUUCGAUAGACACCCCUUAUUCGUCAAAAUGCAUGAGCAUGAAAUGUCCUACAUGGGCCCUCGGGCCUUCAGUCACGAUC